AUGGAUGCAAUGGUGCGGCCCAAAGACAGCGUAUCUGAGUCUGGUUCCCGAAGGACAAAAUAUUCCAGAUGCAGCUCUGUACAUUCCCAAGCUUCCGUGGAACGCCUAAAGGCUGAACUGGAAGAGGCCGCGCUCUCGGCGCAGGCAGCGGUGUUAAAGGAGAGACAGGAGAUUGAGUUCCAGGAGAUGCGUAUACGGGCUGACAAAGAGGACUUGGAGCUAAAGCUUGCCUUGGCCACUACCCAAGCUAAACUGAGGGUUUUGGACAUGCAUGAUGCGUCUGACACCGCACCCCAGUCCCCGCAGCCUGUGGUCGCCGCACCUCUGUCCCCGCAGCCUGACGCCGCUCCCCAGUUCCGGCCUUCCGACGCCGCUCCCCAGUUCCGGCCUUCCGACGCCGCUCCCCAGUUCCGGCCUUCCGACGCCGCUCCCCAGUUCCGGCCUUCCGACGCCGCUCCCCAGUUCCGGCCUUCCGACGCCGCUCCCCAGUUCCGGCCUUCCGACGCCGCUCCCCAGUUCCGGCCUUCCGACGCCGCUCCCCAGUUCCGGCCUUCCGACGCCGCUCCCCAGUUCCGGCCUUCCGACGCCGCUCCCCAGUUCCGGCCUUCCGACGCCGCUCCCCAGUUCCGGCCUUCCGACGCCGCUCCCCAGUUCCGGCCUUCCGACGCCGCUCCCCAGUUCCGGCCUUCCGACGCCGCUCCCGCCUCGUUUCCGGCCUUCCGACGCCGCUCCCCAGUUCCGGCCUUCCGACGCCGCUCCCCAGUUCCGGCCUCCCGACGCCGCUCCCCAGUUCCGGCCUUCCGACGCCGCUCCCCAGUUCCGGCCUUCCGACGCCGCUCCCCAGUUGUUCCGGCCUCCCGACGCCGCUCCCCAGUUGUUCCGGCCUCCCGACGCCGCGCCCCAGUUGUUCCGGCCUCCCGACGCCGCGCCCCAGUUGUUCCGGCCUCCCGACGCCGCGCCCCAGUUGUUCCGGCCUCCCGACGCCGCGCCCCAGUUGUUCCGGCCUCCCGACGCCGCGCCCCAGUUGUUCCGGCCUCCCGACGCCGCGCCCCAGUUUUUCCGGCCUCCCGACGCCGCGCCCCAGUUGUUCCGGCCUCCCGACGCCGCCCCAGUUGUUCCGGCCCCGACGCCGCGCCCCAGUUGUUCCGGCCUCCCGACGCCGCGCCCCAGUUGUUCCGGCCUCCCGACGCCGCGCCCCAGUUGUUCCGGCCUCCCGACGCCGCGCCCCAGUUGUUCCGGCCUCCCGACGCCGCGCCCCAGUUGUUCCGGCCUCCCGACGCCGCGCCCCAGUUGUUCCGGCCUCCCGACGCCGCGCCCCAGUUGUUCCGGCCUCCCGACGCCGCGCCCCAGUUGUUCCGGCCUCCCGACGCCGCGCCCCAGUUGUUCCGGCCUCCCGACGCCGCGCCCCAGUUGUUCCGGCCUCCCGACGCCGCGCCCCAGUUGUUCCGGCCUCCCGACGCCGCGCCCCAGUUGUUCCGGCCUCCCGACGCCGCGCCCCAGUUGUUCCGGCCUCCCGACGCCGCGCCCCAGUUGUUCCGGCCUCCCGACGCCGCGCCCCAGUUGUUCCGGCCUCCCGACGCCGCGCCCCAGUUGUUCCGGCCUCCCGACGCCGCGCCCCAGUUGUUCCGGCCUCCCGACGCCGCGCCCCAGUUGUUCCGGCCUCCCGACGCCCGACGCGCCCCCAGUUGUUCCGGCCUCCCGACGCCGCGCCCCAGUUGUUCCGGCCUCCCGACGCCGCGCCCCAGUUGUUCCGGCCUCCCGACGCCGCGCCCCAGUUGUUCCGGCCUCCCGACGCCGCGCCCCAGUUGUUCCGGCCUCCCGACGCCGCGCCCCAGUUGUUCCGGCCUCCCGACGCCGCGCCCCAGUUGUUCCGGCCUCCCGACGCCGCGCCCCAGUUGUUCCGGCCUCCCGACGCCGCGCCCCAGUUGUUCCGGCCUCCCGACGCCGCGCCCCAGUUGUUCCGGCCUCCCGACGCCGCGCCCCCCAGUUGUUCCGGCCUCCCGACGCCGCGCCCCAGUUGUUCCGGCCUCCCGACGCCGCGCCCCAGUUGUUCCGGCCUCCCGACGCCGCUCCACAUUCCCGGCCUUCCGUCACCCCAAGUACACGCCAGCUCGCAGGACAGCGCUACAGUGA
Knipowitschia caucasica is the source of this 2133-nucleotide messenger RNA. The record is from the annotation of a GenBank genome assembly. NCBI's taxonomy places the organism in Eukaryota, Metazoa, Chordata, Actinopteri, Gobiiformes, Gobiidae.